This is a messenger RNA of Prunus armeniaca (apricot), 267 nucleotides long. Lineage: Eukaryota; Viridiplantae; Streptophyta; Magnoliopsida; Rosales; Rosaceae. The record is from the annotation of a GenBank genome assembly.
AUGAAGGUCAUGGGAGAAACUCAUGAAGGAAUCUGUGGAGCUCACCGAGGAAGAAAAAUGUGCUGGUUAAUUAGAAUGUAUGGCUACUUCUGGCCAACCAUGAUGAAAGAUUGCAUUGACUAUUCCAAAGGAUGUGAGACUUGUCAAAGGCACGGCCCAAUCCAGCAUGCUCUUUCAGUUCCCAUGAAUCCAGUAGUAAAGCCAUGGCCUUUCAGAAGAUGGGCAAUGGAUCUCAUUGGGAAGAUCUAUCCAGCCAGUAGCAAGUAG